AUGUUUCUAUCACUUAUCCCACGCAAGGCUCCUGGAACCAGUAGGAUCAAGCUUCUGGGUUUGCCACAGAUCCAUCGAGGAAAACCCUUCAGUCCGAAGAAAAUCAACAAGAUCUCCCCGGUGACCCAUUGCGCCAGCAGAGCUCUAGUGCCUCGAGCAGACAAUCGCAAAGCACAGGUGGCCGAGAACACCAAGCAGGAGACGUUCCCUCUUUUCCAACUGGAUAUUUCGACCAAAACAUUCGGCGUCGCGUGGGAGAUAGAGGUGCACACACAUCACCAUCUCAUACACCACCAAGCCAAGGACUCGGUCUCAGUGGACUCAGACAUGGGCCAAGUCGCCGACCCUCACGCUCUUUCAGUGACAAAUGCUCUACUGAUGAGUCAUGCGACGAAGAAGAGGAAGAACGAGAUACUCUGGGCCCACGAAUUGCACUAA
This is a messenger RNA of Penicillium digitatum Pd1, 438 nucleotides long. The record is from RefSeq and is a predicted model, not a curated record. Lineage: Eukaryota; Fungi; Ascomycota; Eurotiomycetes; Eurotiales; Aspergillaceae.